AUGGAUACUUUCAAGUCGGUCUUCUUCAAGCCCGAUCCUAAGGAGCAGAAACGAAAAUGCGAUAGCCUCAUCCGCAAGAGCCGGCGGCAGAUCGAUCGCCAGAUCCAAGAUCAAACCAACGCCAGACGCAAAGCUGAAGCACAAAUACGAGCAGACUUCCGCAGAGCAGAGAAGAACCCUUCGCAAAGAAAGCAAGCCUUGCAGGCGGUACGACAGCUAGCCAAGGAGUCGGCUGGAGUUAGGAAAAGCAUCAAUCGCCUCAACACCAACAAAGCGCAGCUUGACAGCAUCCAGAUGCAGGUCAAUGAGACCUUUGCGCUCAAAAAGAUACAGACCAGCUUGAGAGACAGCACAACUGUAAUGAAAAACGUCAACUCGCUUAUCCGCCUACCUGAGCUGGCCGGUACAAUGAAUGAGCUUAGCCAGGAGUUAAUGAAGGCUGGAGUUAUCGAGGAGAUGGUCGAUGACAUGCUGCCAGGAGAAGAACUGGAAGAGGACGGGCUUGAUGAGAGCGAAGCCGAGAUCAACAAGAUCAUUGCCGACGCGUUGGGCAAGGAGAAGGACAAAUAUCUUGAACAGUCCGAGGAAGCCUUUCCAGAGGCUCCUAGUCAGAUUGAGGAGCCAUCAAAUGAAGUGUCGGAACAGGACAUUGCCAAUAUGCGCAUGAAGUUGGAAGCAUUACGAAGUUGA
This is a messenger RNA of Cyphellophora europaea CBS 101466, 690 nucleotides long. RefSeq lists its product as uncharacterized. The transcript has 2 exons. Gene Ontology annotation, cellular component: ESCRT III complex; multivesicular body. NCBI's taxonomy places the organism in Eukaryota, Fungi, Ascomycota, Eurotiomycetes, Chaetothyriales, Cyphellophoraceae. The record is from RefSeq and is a predicted model, not a curated record. The coding region runs from base 1 to 690 and encodes 229 amino acids. Gene Ontology annotation, biological process: protein transport; endosome transport via multivesicular body sorting pathway; late endosome to vacuole transport.